Messenger RNA from Brassica napus (rape), 1323 nucleotides. RefSeq lists its product as uncharacterized. Gene Ontology annotation, cellular component: endoplasmic reticulum; membrane. Lineage: Eukaryota; Viridiplantae; Streptophyta; Magnoliopsida; Brassicales; Brassicaceae. The coding region runs from base 75 to 1106 and encodes 343 amino acids. The transcript has 9 exons. The record is from RefSeq and is a predicted model, not a curated record. Gene Ontology annotation, biological process: membrane organization; endoplasmic reticulum tubular network organization.
UGGAGCAAAAGAAGACCGAGAAAGGUCGAACCGAAUCGAAUCUAUAUCGGGCGGAGUAGAAGCGAUCGCAAUCGAUGGCGGAAGGCGGCGAAGAUCCCCAGCGACUGAAGAAGAUUGCGGCGGCAGCGUACGACUACGAUAACGACUCUCGAUGGACUGAUUACUGGUCAAACAUCCUGAUCCCUCCUCACAUGGCUUCUCACGCCGAGGUCGUCGAGCACUACAAGCGCAAAUUCUACCAACGCUACAUGGAUCCUGAUCUUGUUGUGGAGCCUAUGUCGUCGACUUCUUCUUCGCAAUCUGCAAGACCAUCUGCAUCUACUACUAAUGCAAAUGAACAACAAGCUCGUUCUCGGAGCUCAGGAUCGGUUCCUCGAACCGCUGGGCCGUCUGCUACGACAGGUGCAGCAAACCCAAGUUCAGUGCGUUGGGAUCAGCAGACUAUUCAGUUCUCUGUCAAUGCUUGGGUUUUCGUUAUUGCUGUGCUGGCAGUGUUACCUCUAGUACCAAAGAACCUCUCUAAUAGGGCUUAUCGUCUAUCUUUCAUGGGAACUGCGUGCUCAUCUCUAUAUUCCUUGUACGCUCUUUACGGGAGGCCAAGGGCAUGGAAUAUGCAAGGAAUGCAAGUUUAUUUUCAAUCAAUUGUGGGGGCAAAGGAUUUCAUCUAUUUCAUCUACUGCCUUACAUUUGUCACUUCAAAUCUCUGUCUCAAGUUUGCUUUGAUUCCCAUCUUGUGUCGAGCACUUGAACAAGUAGCCAAGUUCUUGAGGCGUAACUUCACUCGCUCCACCAUAUACAGAAAGUACUUGGAAGACCCUUGUGUGUGGGUUGAAUCAAACACAACUACCCUCAACAUCCUCUCAUCGCAAGCUGAGAUAGCCAUUGGCUUCCUUCUGAUCAUCUCUCUGCUCUCAUGGCAACGCAACUUUAUACAGACAUUCAUGUACUGGCAGCUACUGAAGCUGAUGUAUCAAGCACCAGUAACAGCAGGAUACCACCAGAGCAAUUGGAGCAAAAUCGGAAGGACGGUGAAUCCGAUGAUCCAACGUUACGCUCCCUUCUUGAAUACUCCAGUGACUGCCGUUCAGAGAUGGUGGUUCAGGUGAAAAAACAAACAAGUUGCAGAGUUGACUUUUGAAAUCCUUUAAAAGAAACUACGAUUUUAGCUUUCAACACACAACAGUCCUCGUCUUAUCUGUUCCAGCUUUCAGCGUAAAGUAGAUUCUUGUAUGUUUAUUGGUUAUAAAAAUAUUACUGUUGCUACUAGAGAUUUUGACUUUCUUUUGGUUACCAAUUCACGAGUAGACAUGUGACCAUUUCCCU